AUGGAGCGCGGGGCCGCCAGCGCGGGGCAGCCGGCGGAGAAACGGGCCAACACACCCACUGGGGCUCCCCCGUCCCCCGCGUGUGGCGGGCGGGAGGGCUCCUGGGAGGCGGCGGCGUGGGCGGGCGAGGGGCGCGGGCUGCGGGCGGUGUACGUACUGAACGAGGGGGCGGGGGCGGGGCCGGGGGCGGGGGCGCUGCCCUGUGUGCUGCGGGCCUGCCGGGCCCAGGGCGCGCGUCUCCGCACCGUCCGCUUCGGGGACCUCGACUACGGACACGCCGCUGUACUGGACGCCGUCUACGACGCAGACGUGGCCGUGGUGGACAUGAGUGAUAUCUCCAGGCAGCCGUCGCUCUUCUACCACCUUGGGGUCCGGGAGAGCUUCGACAUGGCCAAUAACAUCAUCCUCUACCACGACACCGAUGCCGAGACCGCCCUGACUCUGAAGGAUAUGGUCACUCAAAAGAACACAGCCUCCAGUGGGAACUACUACUUCAUCCCUUACGUGGUGGCACCGGGCGUGGACUAUUUCUGCUGUGAGAGCAGUGCCCAGCGCAGAGCCUCAGAGUACAUGCAGCCCAACUGGGACAACAUCCUGGGCCCGUUGUGCGUCCCCUUGACGGACAGACUCAUCAGCCUCCUCAAGGACAUCCACGUCACGUCAUGCACGUAUUACAAGGAGACGUUGUUGAAUGACAUCAGGAAGGCCAGAGACAAAUACCAGGGAGACGAAUUGGCCAAGGAACUGGCCAGGAUCAAGCUCCGUAUGGAUAAUACCGAAGUCCUGACACCAGACAUAGUCAUAAACCUCCUUCUGUCGUACCGUGAUAUUCAGGACUACGACGCUAUGGUAAAGCUGGUGGAGACCCUGGAAAUGCUGCCUACGUGUGAUCUGGCUGACCAACAUAAUAUUAAAUUCCACUACGCGUUUGCCCUGAACAGGAGGAACGGAACUGGCGACCGGGAGAAGGCGCUGCAGGUGAUGCUGCAGGUGCUGCAGGCCUGCGACCAUCCUGCCCCGGACAUGUUCUGCUUGUGCGGCCGGAUCUACAAGGACAUGUUCCUCGACUCGGACUGCGAGGACAACGAGAGCCGAGACAGGGCCAUCCAGUGGUACCGGCAGGGAUUUGAGCUGCAGUCGUCUCUCUAUUCCGGAAUCAAUCUGGCGAUCUUGCUGAUCGUGGCCGGCCAACAAUUUGAAACCUCUGUGGAACUGAGAAAAAUAGGUGUCCGGCUGAACAGUUUAUUGGGAAGGAAAGGCAGCUUGGAAAAAAUGAAUAACUACUGGGAUGUCGGACAGUUCUUCAACGUGAGCAUGUUGGCCAAUGACGUUGGCAAGGCGGUACAAGCGGCGGAGAGGCUCUUUAAGUUGAAACCUCCAGUUUGGUACCUCCGCUCUCUCGUCCAGAACCUGUUAUUAAUUCAGCGCUUCAGGAAACUGGUCGUAGAACACUCGUCCAGGCAAGAAAGGCUUAAUUUCUGGCUAGACAUCAUCUUUGAAGCAACUAAAGAAAUCCCCAAUGGACUCAGGUUUCCAGUUCUCAUCAUAGAGCCGACGAAAGUCUACCAGCCAUCUUACAUUUCUAUCAACAAGGAGGUGGAAGAGAGGACUGUCUCUCUGUGGCACGUCUCCCCUACUGAAACGACGCAGAUUCAUGAAUGGAAUUUCACAGCUUGUUCCAUUAGGGGAAUAAGCAUCUCCAAGUUUGACGAACGAUGUUGCUUUCUUUAUGUCCACAACAACUCUGAUGACUUCCAGAUAUAUUUUUCUACGGAACAUCAGUGUAGUAGGUUUUGUUCUUUGGUCAAGGAGAUUCUGAGUGAUGCUGCGGGCAGCUCGGUGGAGUUAGAAGGAGAGGUCGAUGGUGAUAAUUUGGAGUACGAGUACGACUACGACGAGAACGGAGAGAGAGUGAUCCUGGGCAAGGGCACCUACGGUGUGGUGUAUGCCGGGAGGGAUCUGAGCAACCAGGUGCGCAUAGCCAUCAAGGAAAUCCCUGAGAGAGACAGCCGGUAUUCUCAGCCGCUCCACGAAGAGAUUGCCCUGCAUAAGUACCUGAAGCACCGCAACAUCGUGCGGUACCUCGGCUCCGUGUCCGAAGAUGGCUACAUUAAAAUCUUUAUGGAGCAAGUGCCCGGAGGAAGUCUUUCUGCUCUUUUGAGAUCGAAAUGGGGCCCGAUGAAGGAGCCCACAAUAAAGUUUUAUACCAAGCAGAUAUUGGAGGGCCUCAAAUACCUCCACGAGAAUCAGAUAGUUCACAGAGACAUCAAGGGUGAUAACGUGCUGGUGAACACCUACAGUGGAGUGGUCAAGAUCUCCGACUUUGGCACGUCUAAGCGACUGGCGGGCGUGAAUCCCUGUACCGAGACAUUCACUGGCACUCUGCAGUAUAUGGCCCCUGAGAUUAUCGAUAAAGGACCUCGCGGUUACGGUGCCCCCGCUGACAUCUGGUCCCUGGGCUGCACCAUCAUCGAAAUGGCAACAGGCAAGCCCCCGUUUCACGAGCUCGGGGAACCCCAAGCGGCCAUGUUUAAGGUGGGGAUGUUUAAAAUCCAUCCGGAGAUCCCGGAGCCGCUGGCGGCCGAAGCCAAGGCCUUUAUCCUGCUCUGCUUCGAACCGGACCCCGGGCGCCGCGUCACUGCCGCCGACUUGCUCCGAGACCCCUUCCUCAAGCAGGUGAACAAGGGCAAGAAGAGCCGGGUGGCGUUCAAGCCGACAGACUACUCGCGCAGCACAUCCCUCCCGCUGCCCACCCAGGGAGAACAGGCCGGCAGCAGCAGCAGCAGCGAGCACGGCUCCGUCUCCCCGGACUGCGACCUGCAGCACGACAUCUUCUUUGAGAAGACAAGGCGCUCCGUCUCGGAGGUUAAAGCUAAGCAUCACCUCUCCCAUCUGCUGAGUGCUCCGGACGAGAGCUUGGCCUCCGAGGACCGCGGCGCUUCUCCGCCCACGGAAGACCGAGACUCGGGCCUCUUCAUGCUCCGAAAAGACAGCGAGCGCCGGGCCAUUCUCUACAAGAUCCUCAGAGAGGAGCAGGACAAAGUGGCCGCCAACCUCCAGGAGUGCGUGGCCCAGAGUGCUGAAGAACUGCAUCUUUCCGUGGCCCACAUCAAGCAGAUAAUCGGCAUUUUAAGAGAUUUCAUUCACUCCCCUGAGCACAGAGUUAUGGCCUCUACUAUAUCGAAACUGAAAGUAGAUCUGGACUUUGACACCACUUCCAUCAAUCAGAUUCACCUGGUUUUGUUUGGAUUUCAGGAUGCGGUGAACAGAGUGUUGAGGAAUCACUUAAUCAGGCCUCACUGGAUGUUUGCAAUGGACAACAUCAUCCGGCGGGCCGUGCAGGCGGCUAUCACCAUCCUCAUGCCAGAGCUCCAAGGGCACUUUGAGCCCGCUUCUGAGACCGAAGGGGCAGAUAAAGAUGCGGACGAAGCGGAGGAUGAGCCGCCCAGGGGUCGGGAUGGAAAUGAAGAGCCCGCGGUCAUUGCCGGGGGCGGCUCCUUCAGUUCCGCAGGGGCUCAGGAGUCACAGCAGCAGCUGAGUCUCCAACUGGACCAACUUAAAAAGGAGACAAACAGGCUUUUGGAAAACCUAGUUCAAAAAGAAAAAGAGUACCAGACCCUCUUACGACAGACAAUAGACCAGAAAAAUCAAGAAUUAUAUCUCUUGCAGUUCCACUCUAAUUCGACUGAUGUCCUAAGGACCCAAAUACCUCCUUUAUCUCACUGCCAAAAAGAGGAGAGCGAGCUCGUAGACUGGUUGGCCAGGCAAGGAGCCGACACCGCUACAAUUGAGAAGAUUGUAGAAGAGGGUUACACGCUUAAUGACGUUCUUAACGACGUCACUAAAGAAGAUCUGAGAUACCUUAGACUUCGAGGUGGUCUCCUCUGCAGAAUUUGGAGUGCAGUCUUAAGAUACAGAAAUGGAUCUACUGUGCCAUCGGGAAUGGAAGGUUAGGUUUCUAGAUCACAGUAGCGAAUGACUAAGAAACAUUCCACGUUUUUAUAAUUACACUUUUUGUAAUUUUGUAUAUCUUUUUCUGCUACUUUUGCACAAGGGGAAAUGGGAAAAGUGUAUUUUCCUAUACUCUGACUACUGUUACUGUCUGUGAAUCUAUAGAAAGGAUUGCCAGCCUUAAAAGGAACACUUAUAGAAAAACACCCUUGAUUUUACAAAGGUAAAUGUACGAAAUGGAUGUAGCCAUUAUAGAGUUCCUGUGAUUUUGUUUUAAAUGUAAAUUAGAUACUCAUCUGUUGUAGUUUUUGCACUGGAAAUGGAAGCAGAAGUCUCUUUGAGGAAUUGCAGUCUGCUUUAAAAAAUUAUAGAAUUAUUCUAAUAAACACUAUGGCCAUUGUAAAAACGUGUUUAACUAUUCCAUCAAAUGACAUUAAAUUAUCUAGUACUAAUUUAAGA
Ornithorhynchus anatinus (platypus) is the source of this 4410-nucleotide messenger RNA. RefSeq names its product mitogen-activated protein kinase kinase kinase 15 (gene MAP3K15). Gene Ontology annotation, molecular function: MAP kinase kinase kinase activity; ATP binding. The coding region runs from base 1 to 3954 and encodes 1317 amino acids. The transcript is spliced from 30 exons. Lineage: Eukaryota; Metazoa; Chordata; Mammalia; Monotremata; Ornithorhynchidae. Gene Ontology annotation, biological process: MAPK cascade; cellular response to stress; protein phosphorylation. The record is from RefSeq and is a predicted model, not a curated record.